This is a messenger RNA of Drosophila busckii, 1007 nucleotides long. RefSeq names its product TATA box-binding protein-like protein 1 (gene Trf5). Gene Ontology annotation, molecular function: RNA polymerase II general transcription initiation factor activity; DNA binding. The transcript has 2 exons. Gene Ontology annotation, biological process: DNA-templated transcription initiation. NCBI's taxonomy places the organism in Eukaryota, Metazoa, Arthropoda, Insecta, Diptera, Drosophilidae. The record is from RefSeq and is a predicted model, not a curated record. The coding region runs from base 56 to 949 and encodes 297 amino acids.
UGAUUUGAUUUACUUUCGCUUGCUCUAUAUAGUUAAAAGUAUUAAAAUCUUGCCCAUGUCUGCUAAGAAACCCAAGAGGAAAGAGCAGGAUGAAGCAUCAGAAUAUCCAGAUGUGUUGCUUGGAAUAUGCCAGGAGAAAUUCAGUGUACUAGAAGCGGAGCUGGCAAGUUUAAUGGAGCUGGAGGGUAACUGCACUCAAGAUGAUAAUUUAUCAGAGCUGUUAGGACAAGAUGAAGUAGUUACAGACUAUGACAUACUGACCAUUUACAAAAACGUGUCAAAGCUCAGCGCUAUAGAGAGCUAUUUGAAGAUUUCGUAUCGACCUUUUCAGUGCUUUGUGAAUUGCCGCACCGAGUUGAAGCUGCUGGAGGUGGAGACCUUUCUACCCAAAACAGACUACACGCCGGACAGACAUCCCGCGCUCUUUGUACGCCUCUCGAAUCCCGUCUGCAGCCUGCGUGUCUAUGAAAAUGGUAAUAUCUACUGUCAGGGUUAUAGCUGCAAUGGCGCCGCAUCGGGCAUACAGAGUUUUAUUGCCAGCCUGGAGAUAUUGGGCUAUGAGCCCGUCUUUCACAAUCCCGUUUUUAAUGUGGUGAAUGCGACAUUUUGUCUGCCGUUUCGCGUUGAUUUAGAGCAGCUGUAUUUGGAGAAUCGCGAUGCGUGCGUUUACAAUCCGGAAACGCAUCCGUAUCUCAUGUACAAAGUGCCAGAUUUAACAAUCAAAUUAGCCAUAUUUAGCACUGGCUGUGUGUUUGUUCUAUUGUCGCUCCAACCCAUUUGUACACAAAAAGCGAUUGCCUAUAUUAUGCCAGUGAUCUAUCGCCAUAAAGCGACUAGAGCUGGAACUGGAGUGCGUGAGGAAGCGGAAGUAUGCAGCGGCGAUAUAAAUUUCAACUUGCUUUGGGAAAAUGAAUUCCAGAAGGCAUAUCAAGGUUCAGUUAAAUAUUAAAAACUUGCUCGACUCGGCGGAACAAAAACUUUAAUUUUCAUACAACAUAAAAAACUUU